Molecule: messenger RNA, 3135 nt
Organism: Paramuricea clavata
Lineage: Eukaryota; Metazoa; Cnidaria; Anthozoa; Malacalcyonacea; Plexauridae
Source: the annotation of a GenBank genome assembly
UGAUAAACAUUUUACGACACGAACAUGGUCGAGACAACAAACGAUGCGAAGGUGAACAAUGUGAUAAAUUUGAACCCCUAGAAAAAGCUAAUGUAGUAAUCGUCGAUGAUGAUGAAAAUGUCUCAACACACAAUAGAUAUGAAAUCUUAAGUGACCAUCAAGAAGACAAUGAAAUUACAUCUACAAGCCAUGACACGAAUGAAAGCGCAAAAACAAAAAGCCGAAAGUCACAAGGGGGUAAGGAUAAGAGCCGAAACAAGAAAAGAAGCAAAGCAAGCACUUCUACAGUUAUUAUCGGGGACUCAAUGAUCAAACAUUUAGAUUCCCGAAGGCUGCAGAGAUCAAUAAAAGGUGAAGAGAGCAAAGUUUUUGCUGAAACCUACAGAGGUGCAAAAAUAUCAGCCAUAAAGCACCAUAUUAAACCAUGCUUAGAUAAAAAGCCUACACAAGUUAUUCUGCAUGUUGGCACGAAUGAUCUACCAGAGAAACAUCCGAGUAAAAUAGUUGACGGCAUUGCUGAAAUUUGCGAUAUAAUACAGACUGACAGCCCCUCAACGGAAAUUGUAAUCUCUGAAGUCAUACUCAGGACGGAUAGGGCAGAAUACAAGCAGAAAAUAGGUGAGACCAAUACCUUGCUUGCAAGCUUUUGCGAAAGCCGUAAUUUAUAUAUUAUUAAGCAUAACAAUAUUGGGGAACCGCAUAUUAAUCCGUAUGGCGUCCAUUUAAAUAGAGCUGGGACGUCCGUUUUAGCUAGAAAUAUUCUAGACUAUCUUAACAUGCAUGGCAAAAGUAAUUGAUGUAUAGCAGAGAAUAGCCCGACUGAGGAUUUUGAACCAGAUCAAAUUUCACUAAAUCAUUCAAAACACGAUAAUUCAAAUAAUGUUGAGGUGAGACCAAAUUCCUGUACUCGAAGUGAUAAUAAAAAUAUCAAACAAAUGAGAGGGUUCAAGAUUGCUCACCUGAAUAUCAGAAGUUUAAUAAAAAAUAUGGAUCAACUUAAGCUGUACUUAUAUUCCCAAAAAUAUGAUAUUAUUACCUUGAAUGAAACUAUGCUAGACAAUACUGUAGCAGACCAUGAAAUAGAUAUAAAUGGGUAUGAUAUUAUACGAGAGGACAGAAAUAGGCAUGGUGGAGGAGUAGCAAUGUAUGUAAGAAGUUCAAUAGACUAUAAAGUUAGGUAUGAUUUAAUGACGGACAAUCUAGAGACGAUCACAGUUGAAAUUUGUAAACCAAAGGCAAAACCUUUCCUAAUAAACACAUGGUAUAGACCACCAAAUACAUCUCUUGAACUCUUCAAUAGUUACGAAGAACUUGUGAAAAACAUGGAUUCAGAGGGUAACGAAAUAAUACUUAUUGGUGAUUUUAACUGUGAUUGGUCUCUGGAGAAGGAUAAAUUGAACUCGCAAACAAAUAAAUUAGUUGAUCUUGCAAAUCUAUUUCAACUCGAACAGUUCAUUAAGCAACCCACGCGAAUAACACAAACGACCAGGACCAUUAUUGAUUUAGCUUUUAGCAAUAGACCGGAAAUAGUAAUUGCAUCAGAAGUUGAGCAUUUAGGAAUUACUGAUCAUAGCUUAAUUUAUAUAUGCCGGAAAAUUUCAAUUCCUCGUAAGGAGCCAAAACUCAUAAGUACACGGCAAUUCAAAAAUUAUAGCAAAGAUGCAUUUUGUUAUGACCUACAUAAGAUAUUUCAAACGCAAUCAAGCCAAUCUCCUGAUCCUAAUUCACUAUGGCAGGAAUGGAAAACAAAGUUUCUAUUAAUUUCUGAUAUGCAUGUGCCUCAAAAUAUUAAGAGACAUAUCUACCACAGGGAUUUUCUUAAGAAAAAAGCGGUCAAAACUGGAUCUUCCAAUUUACAUGAUGCUUACAAAAGAGCUCGAAAUGAUUUAAAUAGAUUGAUUGAAAAGACUAAAACCGAAUAUUUUACGAGCAUAAUUAAUAAUACUGCUAAAAAUCCAAAAGAAAUGUGGAAGACAAUUAAUAAAAUUACAAACAAAAAGUCCAAGACAACAAAUAUAACUAAGAUCGUUGUUGAUGAUAAAGUGAUUGAGGAGCCAGAAGUUAUUGUAAAUACAUUUAACAACUUUUUCAAUGAAAUUGGAACAACCCUGGCUCAAAAAUUACCAGAAAGUACAAGGACACCCGAGUCAUAUAUUAAACCUGAGAAUGACUCUACAUUCGAAUUACAGAAUGUAACGGAGGUCGAGGUUUUUGGUAUAGUUUCAGCAUUAUCCUCAUCCAAAGCUACGGGCUAUGAUAGAAUAUCACCUAAACUUUUGAAAGACUCUGCCGGUGUGAUAACCUCUAGCUUAACUCAAAUAUUUAACCAAUCGCUGUUGACUGGUGUUUUUCCAGACGACUUUAAGGUCGCAAUUAUAUCACCAAUCUUUAAAUCAGAAAGCAAAUUAGAGUGCAAUAACUAUAGGCCAAUUUCAGUACUUUCAGUUGUUGCUAAAGCUUUUGAAAAACUUAUAUCAAACCAAUUAUCAACAUUUCUGGAAACAAGAGGCAUACUCACACAACAACAGGCAGGUUUUAGGAAGAAAAACUCAACAGAAACAUCGCUUUUAAAUUCUACUAACAAGUGGUUUAUUAACAUGGACAAAGGAUAUUUAAAUGGAGUUAUUUUCCUAGACCUUAAAAAAGCUUUUGAUUGUGUAAAUCAUGAUAUUCUAAUUAGAAAACUAAAGUUGUAUGGGGGCAGUGAAAAUACUCUUUGCUGGUUUAAAUCGUACUUAACAAAUCGACGUCAGAUGGGCAAAAUUGGUCGUACUAUAUCUCAGGAACGUGUUAUUCGCUGUGGUGUACCACAAGGCUCUACUUUGGGGCCGUUAUUAUUUUUACUUUACGUAAAUGACCUCCCAAGUUGCCUAUCUCAUUCAAUAGCUAGUAUGUUCGCUGACGAUACAAAUUUAACAACAUCUGGGAAGUCCAUAGAAGAUAUACAAAACCAGUUAAAUUCUGAUUUAGAAAAUAUUCAUACGUGGCUGUUAACCAACAAAUUGACUCUUAACAAAGAAAAAACUGAGUAUAUGAUAAUUAGCUCUCGGCAACGGUUAGCGAAAAUUGAUGACGAUCCGAAGAUAAGUCUUGACGGUAUUGAUAUAAAAAGAGUUAAACAAGCAAAAACAUUAG